UCCCCCUCCGCACUCCGCUUCCUCCCACCGAGAAAAGAGAAAGGGAGAGACGAAAAGACUCUCCGAGUCCCAAAGGCAUUCUCUCCUCUCCCUCCCUUUCACACUUCGAAGGAGGCAUCCGAGAGGAGGAAGAAAUGGAGGCGUUGUACUACCUCCUCUUCGGAGGGCUGUCGGUGGUGGUGGCGCUGUUGGAGUUCAGCAAGACCAGCAAAGACCGCAUCUCCACCUCCGCCGCCUUCAACUCCUUCAAGAACAACUACAUCGUCGUCUACUCCCUCAUGAUGGGUCUGUCCAAAUCUUACGACAUCUCGUACCGACUUCCAGAUCUGAUCUGGUGGAAGAGAAAUUUUGGCUGUUUUCUAAUGAUUUGGAUGCUUUUGGGAGGCUCAAAUCUCUUCGAUUUGCUUUGUUCCUGCGUCUGCUGAUCUAAUAUUUCUAUCUGUAGAUCUAGCCUUUUCUCCUUGAUAUACUGGAGAUUGGUUACAGGGCCCCUAUGUCUAUUACCUCUACCAUACGUACGGCUUCGGGAAGGGAGAAAUUGGUCGGCUCUUCAUUGCCGGAUUUGGAUCCUCCAUGGUCUUCGGGACGAUUGUUGGAUCUUUGGCCGACAAACAGGGUCGGAAGAGGGCUUGUGUGACAUAUUGCAUAAGUUACAUACUAAGUUGUAUCACCAAGCAUUCUCCAGAGUUUAAGGUGUUGAUGGUGGGCCGUAUAUUGGGGGGAAUUGCUACAUCGCUCUUGUUUUCAGCUUUCGAGUCAUGGCUUGUUGCUGAACACAACAAGAGGGGCUUCGAACCACAAUGGCUUUCCCUAACUUUCUCGAAGGCUAUAUUCAUUGGCAAUGGUCUCGUAGCCAUCGUCUCUGGGUUGUUUGCUAAUUUACUGACUGAUACCUUGGGUUUUGGCCCCGUGUCUCCCUUUGAUGCUGCUGCAUGCUUCCUAGCGAUUGGCAUGGCAAUUAUCUUAUCAACAUGGGGUGAGAAUUAUGGAGAUCCUUCAGAAAACAAGAGCUUGCUUAGCCAAUUUAAGGUUGCUGCAGUAGCCAUUGCGUCUGAUGAGAAAAUUGCUUUGCUGGGUGCAAUUCAGUCACUGUUUGAAGGCUCAAUGUAUACGUUUGUAUUCUUGUGGACUCCUGCUUUAAGCCCAAAUGAUGAGGGCAUUCCUCAUGGGUUUAUUUUUGCUACCUUCAUGUUGUCUUCGAUGCUUGGAAGCUCCAUUGCAUCUCGGCUGAUGGCCCAAGAGACACUUAAAGUUGAAAGUUAUAUGCAAGUUGUUUUUGCAAUCUCUUCAUUCACUCUUUUCCUUCCUGUUAUCACCAGUUACUUGGUAACAUCUUCAUCGGUAAAAGAUGGGAGCAUCUCGCUUGGGGGUUCUAUCCUCUUAUUUGGGUUCUGUACCUUUGAAGCAUGUGUAGGGAUAUUUUGGCCAUCUAUUAUGAAGAUGAGAUCUCAGUACAUUCCCGAGGAGGCUAGAAGCACAAUCAUGAACUUCUUCCGCAUUCCCCUGAACAUAUUUGUUUGCAUUGUGCUUUACAAUGUGGAUGCAUUCCCUAUGACUAUCAUGUUUGGCAUGUGCGGUAUUUUCCUUCUCAUUGCCUCUGUAUUGCAAAGGCGGCUGAUGGUGGUUGCUGAGAGCCACCGAUCAAGGCCACAAGAUUGGACAGCAAUGAAGGAGAGGGAUGAUGAGGAAGCGCCACUGAAUAUCUGAGCAGCAGGCAUAUGUUUGGUGCUUGCACAGUAAUAGCUGCAGCCUAUCACGAUAAUAUAGUCCAACAGCAUUGUACUUCCUGUCAUCAUCAAUCUGAUUAAUAAUUUGAAAAGUAUGCUGUUACUGAAGCGUGCGAUCAAAGUGUGCCAUCAGACAGAAAACAUAUCACGACAAAGUGCUCCAAGUGAUGUUCCUUUAGUCUUAGAUUAGCAGUUAAGAGAGUUCUUUAAGAUGUACCAAAGUAUACGAGCAUCUCUACAAAGUCAUGGGAAGUAGAUGGCUAUGGAUGGCCUGUUUUGUAAUAUCUAGCCACCUGUUUUCCAUUUGCCCUUUGUUUUUUUGGUUUAAGACGUGUACUGUUGGAAUUUAAUUCUUUAAGGCCUGAGUAUCUGCAAUUGUGGAGAAAGAUGCACAUCUAACUUGUAUUCUUAUAUUCUAUUUUAGUUGAUAGUCAUGGCUAUUGGUACCAUGGUCAUAUCAUUUUAAUAAUACAAGUUUUUUGUUCUUUCGUAGACAAA
Molecule: messenger RNA, 2225 nt
Organism: Elaeis guineensis (African oil palm)
Lineage: Eukaryota; Viridiplantae; Streptophyta; Magnoliopsida; Arecales; Arecaceae
Biological process (GO): molybdate ion transport
Cellular component (GO): membrane
Molecular function (GO): molybdate ion transmembrane transporter activity
Source: RefSeq, a predicted model, not a curated record